CGAUGGACUUGGACGUCGACUUGCUGCAUAGUGCUGACUCGGGGCCCAUAGAUGGGUCGAUACUUGUUUUACAACAGCAACACCGCUCGAAGAAAGUUUGGGAUGCUGACCGCACACGGCCGGAUGAUUGUGAAAGCAUGAGAAUUCGUCAGGUUGAGUCAAGGAUACAUAAGAGAAAACAGCCGUCACCCGCUGUUAUGGACUUGAUACGCCGUGCCCGCUUAGAGGGACUUUGUUCAGUGCCUUUCUUGUCCUUGGAUUGGGCUCUGAUUACGGCCCUUGUUGAGCGAUGGCGUCCUGAGACGCACACUUUCCAUAUGCGUCCAGGCGAGUUGACAAUCACGCUACAGGAUAUCGAGAUUUUGUUAGGCAUACCUGUCGACGGGCGACCAGUGACUGGCACAACAUUAAUCGAUCCUGAUGAUUUGUGCCUUCGUCUUUUGGGUGAAGCUCCUGGGAAACAUGAUAAGAAAGGGGGGAAGGUGAAGUUGAAAUGGUUACGUGAUAGGUUUAAUGGCAUUGUAGAGGAUGGGGCAACUGCAGAGGUGGUUGCGCGCCAAGCACGGGGUUACUUGUUAUUGUUGCUUGGGGGAACAAUUUUUGCUGACUUCACGGGGGGUUGUGUGCACUUGUCUUACCUCCAAUUAUUAGAAAACUUUGAUGUAGCUGGGGAGUAUAGUUGGGGCAGUGGUGCACUAUCCGUUUUGUACCGUAAUUUAUGUCACGGAGCUAAGAUUAAAUCGAAACAGAUGACAGGACCGUUCAUACUUGUGCAAGUUUGGGCUUGGGAGCGGUUCCCGUAUCUUGCCCCUGGACGUAGAGGGAAACGCGCCCCUCAGCCCGGUGCUCCGCUUUUAGGACGCUGGGACGAUGACUUUCACUCCCCCGAUUUGGCGACCCAUGUUGUAGGAGCUUAUUGACAUCACCUUGACAUCCAGAGAGACGAUGAGGGGAAUUGGACCCCGUACAGUGACGAGGUGGUUCAAUCUCUUCCACAUUAUUGUCGGGCCGGCAAAGCUAUUUGGCGGGCUACUGUCCCACUGAUAUUUUAUUCUUUUGUGGAGUAUCACCAACCGGAGAGAGUCCUUCGACAAUUUGGAUUCCGCCAAGGCAUUCCCCCUCCCUCUCGAGCUAGAGAGUGGCCACACGGAAAGACGCUUCAAAGUGGACAAAAGGAUUAGGCCAUUGAGCAUUCAGCGGCUGUGAAAACAUGGGAUGAGAGGAUGCAACAUGUUGUAGAGUCGGUCUCUCCUGACUUGCCUGUGUACCAAAUUGACGACCCUUACGUGGUUUGGUACGAAAGGAUUACAAGGCGUUGUAUUAGCCGGGUUGGUGCUGGUAUUGAUGGAGCGGUAUGAAAAUUUGACGCGAUAAACUUUGUUAUACUUUAUUCCUGUUUUGCCAUAUUGGUUGUAUUGAAUCUACGUUAACUUAAAUAUAAGAAUGUUACAUGUUCUAUUGCAGACUCGUUGUUUCAAGACUCUCAAUCGUCCUGGGGUACCUGAGACCUAUCGAGCCGUUGGCUUGGCGGGACUUCAACACUUGUCAGUGUUGGAAAAGUUUUUGCGCCUUAAACCCCCAGACCACCAUUUUUUUGAGCAGCCGACAGCGGGUGGCGAGGAGUUGGCUCAGGGUAGAGAAGAAUCCACACAGCAGCCAGAAUCGCAGCACCAAGCGGCCAGUCAGGGUCAGGACGAGCCUCGUGUAGAAGGCCCUACUUGCCAGACCGAACCACCAGAUGCAACCCAACCAC
Molecule: messenger RNA, 1753 nt
Organism: Rhododendron vialii
Lineage: Eukaryota; Viridiplantae; Streptophyta; Magnoliopsida; Ericales; Ericaceae
Product: serine/threonine-protein phosphatase 7 long form homolog
Exons: 4
Coding region: 3-920 (305 amino acids)
Biological process (GO): meristem maintenance; meristem development
Source: RefSeq, a predicted model, not a curated record